This is a messenger RNA of Oppiella nova, 473 nucleotides long. The record is from the annotation of a GenBank genome assembly. Lineage: Eukaryota; Metazoa; Arthropoda; Arachnida; Sarcoptiformes; Oppiidae.
GCUCGCAGACGUACCCAACCCCUGGCCGGUGGUGGAGAAUCAUUGAUGAAUACAAAGUGAAUAUAUUUUAUGUGAACCCAACGGACAUUAGAAACCUUCGCUCAUUUGGUGACCAAUACGUCAAUGAAUACCCAAUGAAUGACUUGAAAGUGAUUGGAGUGGUCGGUGAGACCAUUGAUAACCAGACGUGGGACUGGCUCUACGAAAAGGUCGGACGUAAACGCUGUCCAAUAAUUAACACAUAUUUCCAAAGCGAAACGGGCUGUCCCAUAAUAUUUGCAAUCCCUGGUGUUAUUCCUGUAAAGCCUGGAUCUGUUUCGUUGCCAUUCUUUGGUGUUCAGCCCGUUAUUAUCGAUGAAAAUGGAAGUGAAUUAGAAGGUGAAGGCAGUGGUACUCUUGUCUUAAAAAGUGCCUUUCCAUCCAUUGCAAGAACCCUUUACUCCGAUCACAAUCUCUAUGAAAAGACAUAUUUC